GUUUCCACCCCUUGAGUCUCACGGUUAUGGUCAACGGCGAGCUCUGCGACAGAGGCAGCCGCGAGGAUCGUCUUGUUGUGGAGGAGCUGAGUUUGCUGAGGUCCCGCCAGGAGAUCGUUGACAAGGACGGCUUUUUGGAGAAGCUGAAGGAGGCUACGGAUGGAUUCAGAAGACAAUUCCUGGACGCCUUGAUGGUGUUUUGGCGCGAGCUGCAACACGAGAGGCUGACGAGACAUGCAUGGCGGCUUGCUCCAAACCGCCACCAUCACCGCUUCCAUGCUCCUGCCUGGGAUUUGGUAAGUCCCUGGGAUUUGGUAAGAUGGCUCCAGGAAGAUGAUGUAUUCCUUGACGAAGUACUCACUUUCUUCGCUCCUUUCUGGGAUGGCAUGGACCCCAAGCACCGCGAGGUUUUGCUGAAAGCUGGUGAGGACCAGCUACGACCAAUCCCAGGGCUUGCUGCCAGACUUGCCAAGAGGUCCGAGCUGAAGACGUCGAGUUGGCUGGAGGUUCUUCCAUGCCUCCGUGACAACACGUCCUUCCUGCUGAAUACCUUGAAGCAUUGCACUAGGCAAGAUGCCGCAGUCAUCGCCAAGCAUGCAGCAGGAGAGCCAUUGGCGAAUGAGGAGUUUGUGAAGGCUCUUGUGAAGAAGGAUGGGCUGCUGUUGCGGUUUGCCAGUCCCACGUUGCGCGGGAAGCCAGAUGUCGUCUCGCUAGCCAUGAAUGAGAAUCCAUGUGCGUUCGGGCAUGCAUCAGAGGCGAUCCGUGCCGACUUUAAAACGGCGUUCUUCGCUGUGAGUCAAAGAGGAUGGCUGCUGGAGAAGGUAUCCGGUGACUUGAAAGCGAACGUGGAAAUUGUCAGGACGGCUGUGAGCCAGAAUGUGCGGGCUUUUGAGUCUGCUGGUGGCGAUACGAAAUGGCUGAUGCAGCUGGCAGCCACGGAGGUCUUGAAGAGUCUCGGGGUGGAGCCCGAGGACCUUGCGAGAGCGCUCGUCGCCAAUGCACAGGACGUGUUGAAGAAGUGUUUCGAAUUCGGGGAAUGCCCUCGUCUUCUCAAGGCUCUCCAGGCAUACGUGCAAGAAGCGGAGAAAGGCAAGUCGGACAAGCCAACGAAUCUUUCCAAGAAGUUUGCUCUAGAGAUCGUGAGGCGAUCGGGCUAUCUCUACAAGCAGCUGCCAGAAGCCCACAAGCGGGACGUGGACAUCGCCGUGGAAGCCGUGAAGAAAGUCUCGGAUCUUUUUCCAGACCACCUGCCUGGAAAUGUGCGGGGUGAUUUCGAGGUCAUGGUCACAGCCGUCCAGUCAUCGGGACGCAGACAGCUCUUGCGGUACCGCCUGUGUCCCUCUGACAG
Molecule: messenger RNA, 1348 nt
Organism: Symbiodinium sp. CCMP2456
Lineage: Eukaryota; Dinophyceae; Suessiales; Symbiodiniaceae
Source: the annotation of a GenBank genome assembly